ACGGCAGGCUACGGCACUAGUGCACUACUGGAGGACUGAGCGUUUCACAUCGCAGCUGGGACAAACCACAAAACCCUUCAAAGAAAAUCUUAAACCUCAAGCGCUAAACCUCCGGUAAUGCUGUAACUCUCUCUACAAAUGGCUAUUCCCAGCAAUUGUGUACAGCACAUUGAAUCAUUCGUCAGCUCUUCGAGCUCUCCUGCCCAACAGGCUGCAAGUGUAGAAAAUAUAGCUUCGCUUGUGAAAAAUGACCAGUUAACAUUAGACGGACUGGUUAGGGAGAUGGAUAUGUAUUUGACGACUACAGAUACCAUCAUUCGCUCAAGAGGGAUCCUUCUUCUCGGGCAUGUAUUGGAGCAAUUAUCACUGAAACCUUUAAAAGGUGCCGCUAUACAGAGUUUGACAGGAUUCUUCAUAGAGAGAUUGGUUGAUUGGAAAGCUUUGCAUGGCGCUCUAGUCGGUUGCUUGGCACUAUUGAGAAGGAAACACAUUGUUGGCAAGGUCACAGACAGCCAAGCAACGGCUGUUGCACAAUCUUUUUUGGAGACCAUGCAAGUGCAAUCUUUGGGACGACAUGAAAGAAAGCUUUGCUUUCAAAUUUUGGAAUGCUUAUUAAACAGCUAUCCAGAUGCAGUCGAACCAAUGGGUGAUGUCCUUGUUUAUGGAAUCUGUGAAUCGAUCGAUGGUGAAAAAGAUCCUGAAUGCUUGAUGCUCAUAUUUAGGAUUGUUGAAGCUCUAGCGCGGGUGUUUCCUCAUUCUUGUGGUUCACUAGCAAGUUAUGCCGAGGAUCUUUUUGAGAUUCUUGGGUGUUACUUCCCUAUCCAUUAUACACAUUCAAAAAGCCAGGAUGUUGAUAUAAAGAGGGAGGAGCUCUCACAGGCACUGAUGCUGGCAUUUGCGUCUACACCUUGUUUUGAACCAUAUGUAAUUCCAUUACUUCUUGAGAAACUAUCUUCUGAUUUGCCGUCAACGAAGGUUGAAUCUCUCAAGUUCCUUAGCUACUGCACGUUGAAAUAUGGGGCGGAUAGAAUGCACAAGCAUUAUGAAGCUCUUUGGUCGGCACUGAAAGAUACAAUAUUUAUCAAACCACAAUCUGCAGUGUUAAUAGAAUCUGGAUUAGUUGACGGUAUAUAUUUUCAAGAGAGUGAAAUAAUGAUUCAAGCUGUAGAGCUGCUUCAGACGAUUGUUCAGCAAAGUAAUGGUUCUUUCAUAAGUACUGUUCUGGAUGAUGAAGACAUAAAGACAUUUAUAAACUCAUUGAAUGAGUUAAAAGAUCUUGGUAAUGCUUCUGUACAAAACAAACAGAGAUUGCAUGCAGUUGCUUGUAUUCUCUCAACUCCUGCCAGAUCUUGUGUAGCUUCUUGUGAUGCAGUUUUCAAAAGCGUAUUCACUCUCUUAAUGGAUGCAUUAAAAAUUUCUGAUGAUAAUGUCUCUAAAGAUAGCAUUCUUACUUGUACAUCAUUCAAUUUUGGAGCCUUGUAUCUCUCUGUUGAACUACUGUCAGCAUGCAGACAUUUGGUGUUGUUGAGCUAUGAUGGUAUAACGCCUUCUCCUGAUUUUCCCAGUAUGGCUUGGCCUGGCAUACUACGUGGCUUCUCUACUUCAUUAAGCGUUUUCUUAAUUUCUCUUCUACACGCACCUGGUGCUGAAAGCUUCCCCAAUGUGUAUAUUUACUAUGCAGUUAAUGGUUUGAAGACUCUUGCUAUGUUUCCGGGAAGCUUCAGUUCAGUGCCAAUGCCUAUUUUUGAGAAUGUUUUGUUAACUUUGAUAUCAGUAAUUACUACUGAUUUUGACAAAACAUUUUUAUUGAAAACUGCAUUGAAAGCUUUAGUAGAUAUUGGUUUGUAUAUUGAUAAGUUCUGUGAAGUUGAGAAAGUUUCGAGCUUUGAAAGUAUUGUCAUGGAAAAACUUGCUUUCCUGAUAUCUUCGGAUGACCUUACGGUGCCUCUGUCUUUCAAACUCCAAGCAAGUUUUGAUAUUGGAGUUACUGGGCUGAAGUAUAUGAAGAAAGUAGUUCAUGAAUUGGACAAGACACUAUCUGACAAAUUGUCUCAUGUAUUUGUCAGUGAGAAUGUGAAGUCGAUCCGGAUGACAAUCUCACUAUUGGACAGCUAUGCUGGGAAGGUCCUUCCAUGGUUUCAUAACAAUGGAGGUUCUGAUGAAGUUCCUUUGAAUCUUGCAUUUGUUAUAUUGGAAAAUAUUGAAAAAAGUUCGCGUUCCAGCACUGGUUUUCAGGAAACUGAACUUCUUGACGCAAUAACGAGAGCGCUGAAACAUGCCGUAGCCAACUGUUCAGAGGGAAACCAGGAGAAAAUUAUUAAAAGAGCUUUUGGCUUGAUUUCUUCAGACUCAUUUGAGGAUUCAAAACCUUCUAUUACAUUAUUCAACUCCAGUGACGGACAACUUACUAGCUUCUUGGAUGAAAUUUCAUGCAGAGAUGAAUGCAUUGCGUCACUUAUUGCCUCAGUCAUAAUAGCUUUAGGCCCUCAAAGUCACGUACCAAAUCUUAAACUGCUAUUGGAGUUCUUUUUAAUGAACCUCCUCAGAGGUCACAUUCCAUCAGCUCAGGCAUUGGGGUCUUUGGUUAACAAACUGCCUUUAGAAAACGAUGAAAAAAACAUUAACCUGGAAGAAGCAAUAGAUGCAUUAUUUAACGAAGAAAUCUGGGAUUUCUACAAUUUUUACGAUGGAAAUAAGUGCUCUCUUAUGGACAAUGGUGGUUAUAUAAAUUUCUGUAGGCUAAGGUUAAAUGACCGUUAUGUGUGUUAUACUGCUCAUGCUAUUGUUGGAUUAGCCUGGAUAGGGAAAGGUUUACUUAUGCGUGGUCAUCAAAAGAUAAAAGGCAUUACUAGCUCCUUCUUAAAUUGCAUACUAUUAAAUGGAAAUGGUGGGACCCUUCACGACUCAGACGCUCUGGUGGAAGACAAUGAAGGGCUAGAAAGGCUGUUUUUGAGGAAAUCUGCCGCCGAUGCAUUUCAUGUUCUUAUGAGUGAUUCGGAAGCUUGUUUAAAUAGAAAUUAUCAUGCUACUAUUCGUCCACUUCAUAAGCAACGGUUUUACAAUACGAUGUUGCCUAUAUUAUUAUCAUCAAUUUUGGAGUGUGAUUCACCAACUACACGAUCCUUACUGUACAGAGCUUUCUCACAUUUGAUCACUGGUGCUCCUCUCACCGCUGUUGUUAAUGAUUCCCGUAAGGUUGUCCCUGUGCUACUAGAUUGCCUAUUAAUGUUGCAAGAUGAUGAACAUGAUAAAGAUAUCAUCUUCAGUGUCUUAUUAGUCCUAUCUGGAGUAUUGAUGGAUAAAGUUGGACAAGAGGCUGUCAAUGAAAACGCUCAUCUUGUUGUCCAUCAACUUGCUAAACUCGUUUCAUAUCCUCAUAUGAUGGUAGUCCGUGAAACAGCAAUUCAGUGUCUGAUGGCCUUGUCAGGUCUACCCCAAUCGAGAAUAUAUCCCUUCAGAAAAGAGGUUUUGCAAGCUUUGUCAAAAGCAGUUGAUGAUCCAAAGAGAGCUGUUCGGCAAGAAGCAGUCAGAUGUCGGCAUACUUGGUCAGCAGUCAUCGGUCGAUAGCUGCAUUGGAAACCUAUACUAGAGCUUAAAGCUUAUAUUAUACAUAUUAAUACCAUUAAUCCAUUAUGUUCAUAGAUCUGCGUAUCGUGACCUCAUUUGCUCUUAGAUGUGCGUAUUCACUUCUCUCUACAAGACUACAACCAAGUACGGAGUUAAAUAUUUUAUAAAUGUUUGAGUUUAUUGUUUCCAAUAGAUAGUUUGUAGUAUUGUAACUAGUAUCGUGACCUCAUUUGCUCUAAUCUAUUUAUAGUUUAUGAUGCACACAGAUUCCUGCAUUCCUCG
Molecule: messenger RNA, 3849 nt
Organism: Cuscuta europaea
Lineage: Eukaryota; Viridiplantae; Streptophyta; Magnoliopsida; Solanales; Convolvulaceae
Source: the annotation of a GenBank genome assembly